This is a messenger RNA of Mus pahari (shrew mouse), 2310 nucleotides long. It is a transcript of the gene Pfn2, whose product is annotated as profilin 2. The record is from RefSeq and is a predicted model, not a curated record. The transcript has 3 exons. Gene Ontology annotation, biological process: actin cytoskeleton organization; positive regulation of actin filament bundle assembly; regulation of actin filament polymerization. The coding region runs from base 324 to 746 and encodes 140 amino acids. Lineage: Eukaryota; Metazoa; Chordata; Mammalia; Rodentia; Muridae. Gene Ontology annotation, molecular function: actin binding. Gene Ontology annotation, cellular component: cytoplasm.
CGCACGCACGCGCGCGCACAUCCCGCGGGCCGCGGAGAGCCGAGGGAGCUGCGGCGGUGUGAGUCGGCCGUCGCCAGCCCCGCUGCCAGCGUCGCUCCGCCGCCGGCUCCUGAGCCCCGCGGCCGCGGCCGCCCGGCGCUCCCCGCUGCGGGUCCUGUCCCCGCCCGCCGCAGUUCCCCGGAGAGGGGCGGUCGGUGCCUGCGCAGAGCCGCCUCCUCCCCGCCCCCGCCCCGCCUCCACCGCCGCCGCCGCCGCCGCCGCCGCCGCCGCCGCUGCUGCGCCUCUGCUCCUGCCGUCCCCGCUGCAGUGCGAAGGGCUCGAAGAUGGCCGGUUGGCAGAGCUACGUGGAUAACCUGAUGUGCGAUGGCUGCUGCCAGGAGGCCGCCAUUGUCGGCUACUGCGACGCCAAAUACGUCUGGGCAGCCACGGCCGGGGGCGUCUUCCAGAGCAUCACGCCAGUAGAAAUAGAUAUGAUUGUAGGGAAAGACCGGGAAGGCUUCUUUACCAACGGUUUGACUCUUGGAGCAAAGAAGUGCUCUGUGAUCAGAGAUAGUCUAUACGUGGACGGUGACUGCACAAUGGACAUCCGGACAAAGAGUCAAGGUGGAGAGCCAACAUACAACGUUGCUGUUGGCAGAGCCGGGAGAGUCUUGGUCUUUGUAAUGGGAAAAGAAGGGGUCCAUGGAGGCGGCUUGAAUAAGAAGGCGUACUCAAUGGCAAAGUACUUGAGAGACUCUGGGUUCUAGCUGCUAGGCAGACUGUUAAGUAUUAGGGGAAAAUUGCUCUUAAAUUUUCCUAGCUGUAAGCUUAAGUCUUCAUUCUGGAAAUUUUAUUAGCAAUGCAGGGUGAUGGGAUAUGAACCUGUGUCUCCUUUGUAUCCCUCUGUUGGUGGGGAAAGGUGUCUUUCUUUCUGCCCCUUCCCCUUAAAUAAUUGUGUUCAUUUUUGUUUUGUUUCCUUGUGUACUCCAGCAUUGGUUAUAGUCAUGGGAAAGGAAGGUGUCCACGCAGGCACAGUUAACAAGAACACACAUGAACUUGCUUUAUAUCUGAAGAGGUCUGAUGUGUAAGCAGCCCUCUUCCCAUCUACUUACCUACCUACCUACCUACCAACCAACCAUCUUCAUCGCCACCCUAGUUAUGGUCACAGUGCUACCAGGUUGUAGGUGGCAGCUAGUUUUUCCGUCCUUAUUUUCUAGUGUCAUGAUUCCCAAAGGGUCAUUUGUGUGUUAACCACUGUGUGUAACCAACCUUUAUCUGGCAUCAUAAUUGCAGCACAAUAAUGAUUUGCAUGAUAUCUUGAAAUUGGGGGAAGGGGGCAUGCCAAGUUGGGCAUCACUUCGUCUUAGCAAUUAGUGGACUACUGAUUACUAAAAUAAGUUAAUAUUAAGCAAGGUGCCGGUGUACAAUCUCUAAUUUGAUCAGUGUCUUUUCAGCACUUUUGAGCAUUUACUUGGCUCAUUUAGUCUUCCUUUUGUAGCGCAUGGUUGGGAGGAAAAAGUGCAUGCAUCUGUACUUCACGCCUUUCUCAUCCCCUCCCUUCCAACAUGAGGUGUUUGGUUUGCCUCCGUUCUCUUUUGUGUAGUGCCUGGUUUAUUUAACCUAAUUAAUACCUCCUCUGUUGAUGAGCUAUUGAGAGUUGCAGUGUUUUACUUUUAAUACAGUGACUGCACUUGGUACAGACAAUUUGUCGUGUCUAUAGGACAUGAAGCGUGCAGCUUGGAGAGCAAAGGCACUUCCUCCCAUGACCUUACUACAGUAACCAUACCGAUCAAAUUCCCAGGGACAUUCUGUCAGUGCAGUAGCUCAGACUUGCUGUCUUGUCUUUGCACACCAGCUGUACUCUUGAGUAAAAUGUAAAGGCCGCCAUUAUGGAUAUUAGGUAUCCCGACAUAACCAUCUGGAGUGUGUCCAGUUUAUUUUUCAUAGGACCAAUUUUUAUUUGCAGCUUAGGUUUUUAUAUGAAGUUGCAUUAUUGUGGACUUGGCUGUCUUGUGAUGUAUUUUUUUCAUAUGUAUCCUGUGCCAUACUAUUGUUAAAAUGAACUGUUGCUAUUGUGAGAUGGAUUUUCUUUCGAAUGGCACUACUUUAGGGACAUUAUCUAGUAUCUGCUUCUAUUGUUUGGGCAUUGUGGAUAAUGUACAGAUUUAAAAACAAAUCUUGUUGCUGAUUUGUCCAUUUCUUUCCCUGCACUUUGUUACAUCUGGGAUACAGUCUAACUCAUCUGACUUAAUAUGCAUUUAAAAAAAUGCCAUAACUAUUAAACACCUUGUUUACAGACAGAUGAAAUAAAUUUAUUCCAACCAAAUACUC